Molecule: messenger RNA, 6372 nt
Organism: Malaclemys terrapin pileata
Lineage: Eukaryota; Metazoa; Chordata; Testudines; Emydidae
Gene: MUC15
Product: mucin 15, cell surface associated
Exons: 4
Coding region: 160-1203 (347 amino acids)
Source: RefSeq, a predicted model, not a curated record
UUCCCGAUGAGCGUGACAGCUGCAUUUACAGUACCUGCGUUCUACUGUGUUCACUAAACUAAUUGCACUCUGUGCUACAGAAGUAUUUCAAACCUACCUGCAUAUACUGUAGAGCUAAAAGGUUCUUUACAUAAAGAAACAAACCACAAAGUCAAUACCAUGCUGCCUUCCAGUGGAAUUCUUUUUAUUUUACUGCCCGUUAGUUUAUGGUGGACCAGAAGCAAUGGUUACAGUAGUACAGUCAGAACAACAAACAAUGACAAUAGUUCAACUAUAGAUACGACUUCACCUACACACCAAGGAACUUCACAUCAGCUAGAUCUUACUGGAACUAACGGAAUAACUACUCCUGCUAUAAGCCAUGUUAUGCCAACAAUGGCCAAUAAAAAUGCAACAACAAAAAGUACAGUAAUAGAGAUUAACACUCAAAGUAACAGUGUAACUCAGAGAUCCACUAAUGGCACAGAGUUAUUUUCGACUUCGCAUGUGGAUAAGGGUUCAACAGAUGGCACAAAUACCCCUGCCAAAAAUGUCAACAGAAUCUCACCAUCUUCAACAAUAUCCAUAACCAUGACUGACUUGUCCACAGCGACUGAAAGCAACAUGCCUACAAAUGCUGGUGUAUCAUCGAAAACGGAAGCCAAAAACUUCACUUCAGUCACCUAUAAGACCAGUUCUACUGCAACAAUCUCCACCAAAGACUCUCUAAAGAGCUCCACAGAAGUCUCAUCCACGAACAGUCCAUCAAAUACACUGACCACAUUAUCCACACACCAGAGUGGCAGUGUCACAACAGACUUCAAAACAAUUUCACAGACUACAAAAACCGUACACCAGAAUUUCACCAACCAUUCUAUAGUCCCAUCAAAUCCGAAAGAACCCAACAAAGAGAAUCGCCACAGUGCAGGAGUUGUGCUUGGUGCAAUUGUAGGAGCCAUUCUAGGAUCUGCAUUAAUUGUUCUGAUUGGGUACUUUAUAUGUGGGAAGAGAAAGUCUGGCUCAUUUUUCCAUCAGCGACUUUAUGAUGACACAAGGAGUGAACCAGGUCUCCGAUUAGAUAAUUCAUCUCAUGAUGUGAGCUUCGGUGAUUUGUCUUACUACAAUCCCAGCACAACAAAUGAGCCAGCAGCACAGAACAGCAGAGGAAGACCAUAUGAUGGCAUUCCAAUGGGUGACAUGACUUCAUCUCAACCCCCAGCAUAAUGUCUGGGGGUAACGUCCGCUGGCUUCAGAUUACAAACUCGUUUGUGAUCUAUGUGCCUUGUUUUACAUACAUUGCUCCCACAGUAUUUUGCAAGUUUAUUUUCCCUGAAGUAAUCCUAUGGCUAUUAACAUGAAAGGCUUUGGAUAGCAUAUCUGAAAUCACAAGGUAUAUUAACACAUGCCAGUCAUACACUGCUGUGCCAGAGCACCACUGUCCCAGUUGGUAAUUAAACUAAAUUCAAUGUUCAAUCUGCUUCUGUGUUAAAAGGCACUAUGCUAUCUUUUAAAAAACAAUAUUAGUAAACUGCACAGAAACAGGAAAAAUCCUGUUUGUUGCACCUGGGCAACUUCCUUUGGCUUCAGUCGAGGUUGCAAACAUGUAAUGGAGCAAAAUACAACCAGGAUCCUAAGGAAAGUUUAGCACCAAGACAAAAUAACCAUAAUGACUAUCUUGAUGAGAAGCAGCUUUCUUCAAAUGUCAUUUCCAUCAAAUCUGCAGCUCGGGGGAUUUCGUCCUCGCUUUGAUAUUUGCAUCUUCCCGAGAGAAAAAGCUAUAAGGCACUGGUUUUAAUUAUAUUACUUACAGCUUGCAAUUUGCCAGGCCAAAGUGAAUUACUGUUUAUCAUGAAGAGAAUUUGCUCACACUGAUAGACUUACAAUUACUACAAAAAGGAGACCACAAGAAUGAAUAGUCAACACUUCCUCCUCCUCUGCACCAGUUGGUUUAUUAUCUGCAUUGCAGGUUAGGAUCUGUAGAAAUGAUGCAGCAUAUUUUGGGAUGGGCUACGUGGAAGGAAGGAAUUCUCUUUGGGUAAAAAAUAUAAAAAGAAUCCAGAGAACCACAGACUAGUUUAAAAUCUUGCUCAUUCAGCAAGUCUAAAAAUCAUUGAGACAUCCAAAAUAAUAGUAUAAUGUAUCUGUUUAUAGCUACCUAAGAUGCCUUAAGACAUAAGAAGGACUUUAUGAAGGUAAAAUAUUACUGGUUAAAAACAACAUGAUGCUUAGGGGUCUCAAAGAUUAAGGGGCAUUUGUGUGGGACAUAUGUUUAUUGCUGUGGAUCUUAAUGUGUGUUAUUAAGAGUGGACACUUUGGCCCCAGUCAGUGGAGCUACACCCACAAAUAUCAGAUGAGAACUUGGCCACGAGUGUGUUAAGUUCACAAAGAAAAAAGAAAUGAGAUGUUAAACUUCACUCAUUUGCAACUAUGAUAAUCUAAUGUAAGUGAAUAUAGAUAAGUGUAUAAGUGAACCAUGACUACAGCAAAACAAAAUUAAAAUCUCCAUCACUGUGCUGGGUCUUCAAAGCACCCUGAACUGUCAGGGGUUUGACCAUGAGGAUAAAUGGAAUUUCCCUUGACUUUUUUCUGGUAUACCCUCUGUUUUAGAGAGUAGCACAGGGUUGAUACAGGAUCAAGGGCUGAAGAGCAAUUGCUAGAGGGCCACUCAACCAGCUAUCAGUGCUGUCUGCCUCAGAGAAAGCAGGGACUUUGCCUUAGGAUUGGGGAGAAGCCAGAAAAGCUCAGCGGAGUAUUUCAUUAUUCUGACAUUCAUACUAAACAAAAAAUUGACACAAGUAGCACCUGGGUGAUAGCUAAUGGCUGUACACAUAUCUGCAUAUUGUGUGCAGAAGGACAAAUCACAUGGCCAUGAAUUUUGGGGGCUUUAUAUAAUUAAAUAAUAAUAGGAACCAUUGUGUUGUGUGCUUACAACAGCAAGGUGGGGAUGUAACAAUGAAUUGCCACAGCUGCAAGCAUUACAAGUGCACACACCAGAUGUUUUCAUUGGUUUUGUCUCCUAUUGAUCACCCCAUUUUUUUUGUAUUUAAUUAAGUGGUUUGCAUAUCUAUUUUUGCUAGCAAGGACAUCAAAACAUGAGUGAUGUUCAAUCACACAUUGUGGAUGAACACUUUUGAAACUCCUCCUUUUCCCCUUUGCACUUGCUGCAGCUGGGAGAGUGAGAAAUGCCUGUUCAUGUGUAUUAUAUAAAUACAUCAUCUGUGUGGCAUUUAACCUCAUCCCAAUGGUACAGCAUUGGUUUGAAUAGUCAGUGCUCUGUGUGGACCAAUGUUAAAGUCUCAGGGUACAAAUAUGCAGCACUUUCACUGGAAGAACUAUCUGCCCAUCUAUCUCAUAUAUUUACAGCAUGCUAAUCUUAUUAUAAUCUAGGUGUUGCCACUGACUUCCCAUUGCAAACUUGUUAUCGACUGCAAUGAAAGAUCACUGGAUCAGACCCCUCAGUGUUGUAAAAACUGCAUCUGCCUUCUUUUGAACAAAGAAAUGUUAUGCAAUGGUAACUCCUGUUGAAGAGUCACCUCUGAGCAUUUACUCUUUGUUUGAUGCCUCCUGGUGUGGAGCAUAAUGUCACAGUGAAUGCAGAGAGGCUCUCAAAGAACAGAAUAAUUACAUGAAAUCUUCCUGUAAAUAGUUAACACAAAAUCCUCUGACCUGCCUUUAUCUCACUGUAAUUAGCCUUCGCCUACAAGCUUUCAAAUCUGUUAAUCUUACAGUGCUCCACAUUGGAUGACACUGAUUUUGGCCCCAAACCUUCAUGUUACUCUGUGUGAGUGGAUCCCCAUGAGGCUCUGCACACAUGACAUAGAUUGCAGGAUUAAAGGUCUUAUUUUUCUACAGUCAUUACAUUUUGAACAUAAAUUAGUAGUGGAGUAUUUUUAAUGUCCUACUAGUACAAAAACUGAUUUGAAGAAAAUAGAAAAAUAUGAAUAAACAUGGAUACUACUUGCUUAACAUUACAUUAAACUUCAAAUCCCUCUAAAACUAAUAGUCAUCUAUGGAAGGAGAGGUGAACAGAACACUUAGGAAGGAAAAUGGACUUACCCCAUAUUGCCAUAAAAAUAGCAAAGAAGACAGUGCCUCCAUUAUCAAACAAAUGUGUAACCUAAGCAGAAAGUAAAACACAUAAUGCAAAAUAAAUAAUAACAAUACUACCUUACAUUCAUGUAGUAUUUCCCCACACACACACACCAAAAAAAAAAAAAAAAUCCAAAAAUGCUUUACAGGGUUUUAGACCCCAAAAUAUAGGCAUCCUAAUAAGAAGCCCUAAUCCCACAUAAAGGUGCACACAUCAGCAUUUACAUGCACAAUUCCAUUCAUCCCCCACUAUUCCCAUUGCUAGUCCAGGCAUGGAUCAUCUUUCAUCACUGCAAUUCCCACUCUGGCCUCAGUCAUCUUUAAUGUGCCCAAAAUACUAUCUCAAAACUCAGUUACUUAGCCAGCUAUUCUAACCACAUCCCACCAGUCUUCAAAAUUUUCCUUGGUUUCCUCUCACCUGCUGCAUUAGAUUUAAGCUCCUUGUCCUGUCCUUUUAGGACCUGAACAACUUAAAUCAGGCCUACCUACCAACUUUCAUCUCUUUAUUUACCUCUUCCCCAGGAAUGUUCCUUGUCUAAUCAUUCCCUUCAUUGUCUCUUCCUUCCUUGCAACUCCAUGCUUGGAUCCCUUUUCUCACUUGAUCCACCUUGCCUCCAUGCUCUCCCUCUAAAUCCCUCUUGAAAAUAUCCUUCCCUUCUAAAGAGUCUAUAAAUCCUAAUCACUCUCAAAAUGAAGAAUGAAACCAUCCAGACAUUAACAAAAAUUAAUGUCAAAAUGAAGUAAUUAUAGUACGACGCUAUGCAUAACAUUCCACCUCUCAAUCAUUUUUGCUGUUUGUUGCACCCUAUUGCCCAUUUUCUACUUACAGUGUAAACUCUUUGGGACAGAUUUGUUUUAUCUGCAAAGUUCAGAUAAAGUUCAUGGUGGGUAGAUAAAUUGUAAUUGAAAACUGUUACAUGCCUAUGUGUCAGUUUGAGUGCCCUAAGGGGGUUUGUUGUCCCAAUUUUGAAAAUGGUGUCCUCUAUGUAUCGUUCAGGGUUCAUUUUAUCCAUCAUAGAAAUACAGCCAUUUCCAUGGUAGAAAUCCAGCAGUCACUGUGUAUGAGCCACAGUAGGCAAUAGUACUGUAUUAGGAGGCUUAGGUGAAGAAUAAUUUCUCCUACUGAAAAGGGAUUUUAGGUGGGCAAUUGCCAGUGAUUAAAUUUGGUCAGCGAUACUGGACUGAAACAUAUUCUAUUGAAACAAUGCUAUAAGACGUUUGGUGAGCAUCAGUGACCAGAACCUCAGGUUUAAAGUGUCAUUUGAAAGAUCACAUACAUCAUUACAUUAUAUUGGAGUAAACCCAUGAGAGAAAGAAUUUAAGGGCAGACACAUUUGAUAAAAGGAGCACCAAACAGGGAAAUUAGGGAAAAACAAAAACUAAAAGAAAAGUUUUCAUAAGUGGUUUUAAUAACUAAUGCAAUAAAACAUUGAGUAUUUCUAGGUAUUUUCACUGUUUCAAAUGAGAAUUAAUAGCUUCAUUUUAGAAAAAACUUCAACUUAGAUUACAAUUUAAUUAUUGUUGAUUUUGUUCAUCAUGUAAGGCCCAGUCUUGCAGACUCUUACUCAUUCAAGUAACCUUACUCAUGAGGGUAGGAUAAUUGAUUUAAAUGGGCUAGCUUCAAUAAAACCCAUUUAAAAAAAGUAAAGGUUUGCAAUAUUGGGCCCUUAUGUUGUAACUGUGGCCAUCAGGAAUGCUGUGCUUGUGAGGUGAUGGUCUCAAGGGUUAUGGGAUAUUGAAGGAAUUGACAGUAUGCUGAAGGGAGGUUGUAACACCUUCUAGCAAAACUAUUACACAUAAUAGCUGCCUUGUUUUGUCAUUGGGGUUGUCCUCUGUAGCAGACUCUAGUCCUGUAAACCAGACAAAUCUACAUUUUUUCAAAUGAAAGACUGUCAUCUGCUUUUAGAAAAUAAACACUGAGGAAGUGACAGAGGCUAUUCUGUAAGAGGGAAGAUAAUUAAAUAUUAGAAAAACUCUCUUGAAAUCCUCAUCAUUUAUAAAUCCAGGAGAAAAAGUUAAAACAGUAUAAACACUGUAUUGCUUGCCAGUAUGUUUUAUUUUCUCUUGAAUGCAAACACUUCUAAUAUUGAGUAGAGUUAUUAAACACACACGUUUUAGUAGUAAACAGGGCUCUGUUUAUUUUACUGUGCUGAAGAAAAUGGAGACGUUAUUACUUAAUGCCAAAGAUCAUCAAGUACAAUAUGUAAUUUUGUGUGAAUUAUAUAAUCAUGUGAAACUUAUAUGCAAAUAUCCUUUGGCUUUGUUUUUCUUUUGUUAUAAUAAAAGGAACAUACAAGCAAAGUA